CGAAUCACCGUGGUUUUCUCGCAAGGCUCCGAACGGUGUUUUGAUAAGUCUUGUUUUCGUCAGCUGAUAGUUUUAGGUUAUGAGUUUUGCGUGAUUUUGACGAUUUCUCUUUCAUUUAUAAUGUAACACGGCCAAUCGUUGCAAUUCAUAAUGAACUCCGGUUCUAAAUUGGACAUUAGCCAGUCUUCGCUUCUUAGCCUUAAAGCCGAACUUGCAAGAAAGCAUGAAGAAGCAACCAAGGCUAAGGCUCAGGCCCAAGGAAGUUUUAUAAAACCUCUCGCUAAACCUGCGAAGAGCUCAAUCUUCAGCCAUACUAAUGCAUCCAACCAUAGUAGUAAAAAGAAAGAACUGUCAGCAGAGGAGGAAUCAAAAAUACAGCGUUCUAGAUCUGCUCUGGAGGAGAAAGCCAAAAUAUAUGAUAGUCUCUCUCAGCAAUCAUCAUUUGAAGGACACUCCGAGUACUUGGUUAACUUUGCUAAAAAGUCAUCUUAUGCUGAUCAUUCACUUGGAUUAGAGGAACAGAAGGAGGAAGAAGAGAGAAGACGAAGAGAAAAGGAGGAGGAGGAGGAAGAGGCAAGGCGAGCAGACAGUGAUGAGUAUGAAAUUCCAUCAGAUCCAGAAGAUGAUUGGGUUGAUUUCACAGAUUCACUUGGGCGCACACGGCGUUGUUUGAGACGUGACCUAUCCCGCUUCAGAGAGUUAGAUGAUCGAUUGUUUAAAUCACUUGAACCAAAGAGUCCUCCAGAGGCUAAAGAUGUACCUUCACCAAACUCUUUGCCUCCUGCUGGAUAUCCUGCAGGAUGUGCAGCACCAGACUUAUUGUCAGAUGACAUGAGGAGAGAGCAACAGCGAUUGAAAUGGGAAGAAGAAGAAGAAAAACUACGGAGUAAAUCGGAAAUUCACUACCAGGAUGUCCUUUUUGAUGAGGCUCGCUCGCACGGCGUGGGGUUCUUCGCGUUCGCGCGCGACGAGGCGGUGCGCCGGACGCAGCAGGAGGACAUGCGGAAGCUGCGCAAGGAGACGGAGUCCAAGCAGAAGGCGGCGCUGACCCAGCGGGACCGGCGCGCGCAGCUCAUGAGGGCCCGGCUGCGGGCCGCCCACAACAGGAAGCGCGCCCGCGAGGGGCUGCCGCCGCUGGCCGAGGACGAGGACCUGCCCGGCGAGAAGGUGGAGGAGCCUGCUGAGCCCGAGGAGCCCGCGCCGGCGCCCUCCAUCCAGCGCGCCUCGGGCCCCAGGCCGCGGCCGUCGCCCUCCGUCAGGCCGUGGGACGUCGGCAAGGAGGGGGUCCCCGUUUUGUCGCAGAGCGAGUGGAACGACCAGCAGCGCUCGCAGCGCAAGCAGGAGUUUGCGCCGCCGUCGUUCUACGAGGACCGCCGGGGCGAGCGGUCGACGGGGCCCUCGGAGCGGCGGUCCGAGCAGCGGCGGCCGGCUCCCGCGAAGCACCACGGCAGCAAGCGAGCGGCGCAGGCGGGCGACGAGGAGGACGACGACGACGACCUGGUCGGGCCGCGACCCCCGCGCGAGUCUCCGCCCCCGGGGCCGGCCCCUCCAGCGCCGCAGGACAUGUCCGCGUGGCUGCGCGUGCCGCCGCCGCCCUUCAUGCCCCCCGUGCACCUGCCGCCGCCGUCCAUGCUGUGGCCGCCCGCCGCCGCCGCGCCGCCCCCGCAGCACGCGCAGCCCCCCGUGCCCGGCGAGGAGGACGGGCCGCGACCCCCGCGCGAGUCUCCGCCCCCGGGGCCGGCCCCUCCAGCGCCGCAGGACAUGUCCGCGUGGAUGCGCGUGCCGCCGCCGCCCUUCAUGCCCCCCGUGCACCUGCCGCCGCCGUCCAUGCUGUGGCCGCCCGCCGCCGCCGCGCCGCCCCCGCAGCACGCGCAGCCCCCCGUGCCCGGCGAGGAGGACGAGGCCUCGGACGCGGCCCGCGGCGGCCUGUUCUUCACGAGCAAGCGGCCUCGGCGGGACUGGCGGGCCCAGCAGCAGGAGGUGCGCCUGCCCAUGGAGGAGGAGGAGGACUUCACCGCGACCGAGCCGCCGCCGCCGGGGGUCUCGGAUUCGCCGCCGCGGCCGCCGCCGCCACCCCCCCAGGCCCGGGACAAGAAGCGCGGGGGCAGCGACGCCGUCGGCCGCGGGGUGGGCGCUGAGAUCGCCCCGCCGCCCACCCUGGAGUACUUCGGCCCCACCGAGGGCGCCGCCGACCGCAGCCGGCGGGCAGCGCAGCGGCUGGGCCAGGGCCAAGGCCAGGACGACCUGAGCGCCUCCAUCACGGCCGGCCUCCGCUACCUGCGGAACCAGGCCGAGGACAGGGAGAGGAAGAGGACGGACAAGGGCUGGGCUGACUUUGUCGGCUGAGAGCCACGUUCAGUUUUAUUUCAUUUAAACAUCGUUUUUGAAGACUGUCCUGUAAGUGUGGGGUGGGGUGCUUUUCUUACAGCCUUAAAAAAAUAAAAAAUAAAGAAAAAAAAAACACUGUAAUAAACGCAGCCUACUUAACAUUCAACCCAUCUUUUCUUUUGAUCAAAAGCGUCAUGUGAUAUAUGUAAUAGAUUUAAUACCAUGAAUCUUUCCAGGUAUACAGGGUGGGUGAUGCUCUCCCAAUAUGUACUGUAUUUGCCAAUAAAAUUCGUAAAAUAAAUUUUUGGCAUGAACCAUGA
Molecule: messenger RNA, 2648 nt
Organism: Frankliniella occidentalis (western flower thrips)
Lineage: Eukaryota; Metazoa; Arthropoda; Insecta; Thysanoptera; Thripidae
Product: coiled-coil domain-containing protein 174
Cellular component (GO): nucleus
Source: RefSeq, a predicted model, not a curated record